GACAGCCUUUGAGCUUAACUUACCAUAAACUUCCACACUACACCAACAAACUCCCAGAACCACAUCUACUUACAACGGCCAUAUUAAUAAUUUAAUUGCGAACAAGAUUUACAGGAAUAUCUGUACUUUGCUUCUCGACCAGAAUUUCCAAGGCUCUCAUUUUUUUGCGAUACAGAUUUUGAUCCAUCAUACCAUCGGACACAGAUCUCACUCAUUCAAAGAAAAUGUCGUACUCGGGCUUUUAUGAAGGAGAUGACCCAGCUGCCAUGUAUCAAAUGUUGCAGCAGCGCGGAAUGCGAGGGCCUCCCAAACGUUUCGAUGAAUACUACAGAUGUUAUCCAACUGUCAUGAUCCCCGGCCCUGAACGAGACAACCUUAAUUAUGGAGGGAAGAUUAUUAUGCCACCAUCUGCUCUAGAAAAGCUUACUCGACUGCACAUUACGUACCCUAUGCUUUUCGAGCUCAUCAAUAGCCAACAUCCUGGUGGACCAAAAUUAACGCACGCUGGUGUACUGGAGUUUAUUGCGGAUGAAGGAAAGGUUUAUCUUCCACACUGGAUGAUGCAAACCCUUGGACUUGAAACUGGAGAUCUCUUCCAGAUCAAAUCGACCGACCUUCCCCCUGCCUCCCUUAUCAAACUCCAACCUCAAUCCGUCAAUUUUCUCGAUAUCUCCAACCCAAAGGCCGUACUCGAAAAAGCCUUUCGUGACUUUUCUACGGUUACUAAAGGCGAUAUCUUCAGCUUCCACUAUAAUGAUACUAUCUACGAUAUUGCGGUUUUAGAGGUCAAACCAGUUACUGACAAGAUGGGGGUUAGUAUGCUCGAAACGGAUGUUGAGGUCGACUUCGCAGCUCCAUUAGGCUAUGUCGAGCCAACUCCGGUUAGGGGCAAUGGCAGCGGAACCAGCACACCCAGAAGUGCCAUCGGCGGUUUACCUGCAGGUGGUAUGCUUCACAGUCAAGGAACCAUGGCACAGGCCAUCAACUACGAUGCCAUUGCACCAACGUCUAAUUCUGUCGCGCAAGGCGCAAAGGCGGCCUCGUCCAACUUUGUAUCUGGAGGUCACAAACUGAGCGCUAAGAAGGGCACAAAGACCCCCACACCUACUGCGUCAACUCCUGUUGCUGGAGUUAGCACGAACACUCCUGCUGUUUCGGCUCGAAGAACGAAUGGUCCUCAGCCUCUUCGGUUACCACCCAACAAACUUUUCUUCGGUUACGAAGUCAAACCAGUCAAAACCCAAGCCGAUAAGGACAAAGAGAAUGCAGAUGCGAAACAGCCCCACUUCUCGGGGCAAGGACAAUCAUUGAAGACUGGCAAGAAAGUGGAGGCCAAAAGCGAACCGGCUCCAGAGCCUCAAGCCAAGGGCGACAGUACAGGACGGAGGCUGGACGGAAAGGAUGCCAGCAAGUAGUGGAUUAGGAACGGGUAUAUCACGAUGACGUUGGCGUUUAAAGGCGGGUAACGUCUCUGGCGUUCGGAGGUUUGGCACAUAAUGUUGCAUGGGAAGGAGGACAUCUUAUGCUAUUUAGAUCUUUGCAGUAAAGAAAAUCUGCAUUCUGAUCAUACCAGUAGGUAUAGAACUCUGUGAAACAAUUUAUAUUGUAGUCAAGAGGCACUGCAAAUUGUUUAAGUGACCAACGUCCA
Botrytis cinerea B05.10 is the source of this 1648-nucleotide messenger RNA. It is a transcript of the gene Bcufd1, whose product is annotated as Bcufd1. Gene Ontology annotation, molecular function: polyubiquitin modification-dependent protein binding. Bases 225 to 1415 code for a protein of 396 amino acids. Gene Ontology annotation, cellular component: VCP-NPL4-UFD1 AAA ATPase complex. The record is from RefSeq and is a predicted model, not a curated record. The transcript is spliced from 3 exons. NCBI's taxonomy places the organism in Eukaryota, Fungi, Ascomycota, Leotiomycetes, Helotiales, Sclerotiniaceae.